Fusarium coffeatum is the source of this 696-nucleotide messenger RNA. RefSeq lists its product as uncharacterized. Lineage: Eukaryota; Fungi; Ascomycota; Sordariomycetes; Hypocreales; Nectriaceae. The transcript has a single exon. The record is from RefSeq and is a predicted model, not a curated record. The coding region runs from base 1 to 696 and encodes 231 amino acids.
AUGAUUCCUUCUACUCUUCUCGCCCUUCUCAGCCUUGCUGCUGUUUCUCAGGCAGCCGCCACUCCCAAGAUCCUCGCCUCAGACGACAUCAUCGUUCUCAAGACUGAUGGUACCACCCAAAUCAUGAAGGCUACCGACCUGGAGGCUCUCGAGACCGCCCCCGCCGCCAAGAACUUCACAGCCCCUUCCAGCAAGUCUAUCCAGCGCCGCGACUGCAAGGACAGCACCGAGGUCCAGGUCCUCUCCGACAAGGAGUUCGUCAACUGGGACGUCCCCAUGUCCCCCGUCAUCAGCAGCCUUGGAGGCUCCAAGGCCACCGUCAGUGUCUCCAACGGCAAGACCAUCGGUAACUCUGUCAGCGGCGGCGCAGGCGUUAGCAUUCCUCUCCUCAAGUCCCUCCUCAAUGUUUCGCUCAAGAUCGACUACUCCAAGACCUGGUCUUCUAGCCAGACCCAAUCGCUCAGCUUCACUGUUCCCGAGAACCAGCACGGUAUUAUCGUCAGUCAGCCUUAUGUGCGCCGUGUCCAGGGCAACGUCAUCGAUGGUUGCACCGGCGAGGCUAAGGAUGAGUUCAUGUCGGAUUCUUAUGAGAGCCAAUCUUAUGGCGAUAUGGAGUGGGUCAAGGGAAUUAUUCGCCUCUGCAGCAGUGAGACUUACCCCAUUCCUUUCUGCAACGGCGAGGGCGAGCACAAGUAA